Laetiporus sulphureus 93-53 is the source of this 458-nucleotide messenger RNA. Its product is annotated as PRO8NT-domain-containing protein. Gene Ontology annotation, biological process: mRNA splicing, via spliceosome; spliceosomal tri-snRNP complex assembly. The coding region runs from base 135 to 311 and encodes 58 amino acids. Gene Ontology annotation, cellular component: catalytic step 2 spliceosome; U5 snRNP. The record is from RefSeq and is a predicted model, not a curated record. Gene Ontology annotation, molecular function: pre-mRNA intronic binding; U1 snRNA binding; U5 snRNA binding. The transcript is spliced from 2 exons. NCBI's taxonomy places the organism in Eukaryota, Fungi, Basidiomycota, Agaricomycetes, Polyporales, Laetiporaceae.
GCGCAAAAAUUGCAAAAAUGGAUCCAGAUGCAGAAGAGGUGCUAUGGGGAGAAGUGCAAGGGAGGAUUCAUUGAUAUGGGCAAGCAGGAUCUCCCUCUCGAGCAUGUGCAAAAAAUCAUCAAGGACCAUGCGACAUGAGCAAUCGCAAGUUCAGAAAUAACAAACGUGUGCAUUUAGGUGCCCUGAAGUACGUUCCACAUGCUGUCAUAAAGCUGCUCGAAAACAUUCCUUACCCUUGGGAGCAAGUUCGUGAAGUGCCGGUGCUCUAUCACAUCACUGGUGUUAUCACAUCCGUCAAUGAGAUUCCGUGAGUUAUCGAGCCAGUAUAUCAGGUGCAAUACAGCAAUAUGUUGCUUGCGAUGUGGAGGGAGAAGCGUGACCGUAGGCAUUUCAAGUGUAUGCAUUUGCUGCCAGUCGAUGAUGAGGAGCCUCCUCUCGACUAUGGCGACAAUGUCUUG